CCUCCUAAACAAAGGCAAGUGUUGAUUUUUUUUCUAUUUUUUUAAUGAUCUAUGUCCGUUAUUUUGGGGAUAAGGUUGUAUGUAUGUGUUGGGAAAGUUGCCUUUGGAGUGUGCAAAAGUCGAGCCUUUUUUCUCUUGUCAAACUCACAAGGGGAUAUAGCUUUCUUCCCUGUUGCCAUGUAACAGAUUUUCAUAAUUCAUUCCCAGUGAAGGAAGGGUCUUUUUCUUUAGUUGGUUGGUAUGCUUCCACGUGUGUAAUGCUGAGUGUGUGUAUGUGAGUGUUGCUGCUCCUUGCUAGAUAGUUGCACAUCUUCUCGAGAGAAAAAAAAAAGUAAAAUGGGAUCUGGCAAUGAGGUUCACUCAGUUGGGGACUUCAAUUUAGAUUCCAAGUGGCUUGUAGAUCCCAAACAACUAUUUAUUGGUCCAAAAAUUGGGGAGGGUGCUCAUGCCAAAGUAUAUGAAGGAAAAUAUAAAAAUCAAAAUGUUGCUGUUAAGAUUAUCAACAAGGGAGAAACUCUGGAAGAGAUUUCUAGGAGAGAGGCUCGGUUUGCAAGAGAGGUUGCUAUGUUGUCGAGAGUUCAACACAAAAAUCUGGUUAAGUUUAUUGGGGCUUGCAAAGAACCUGUCAUGGUUAUAGUAACUGAACUUCUAUUGGGUGGGACAUUGCGCAAAUAUCUCUUGAAUAUGCGUCCAAAGUGCUUGGAUAUGACUGUGGCUAUUGGAUUUGCUCUUGAUAUUGCCCGAGCAAUGGAAUGUUUACACUCUCAUGGGAUCAUUCACCGUGAUCUUAAACCCGAUAACUUGAUCUUGACAGAUGAUCAUAAGGCAGUUAAACUUGCUGAUUUUGGUCUAGCCAGAGAAGAGUCCUUAACUGAGAUGAUGACUGCUGAAACAGGAACAUAUCGUUGGAUGGCUCCAGAACUAUACAGCACUGUUACUCUAAGACAAGGUGAGAAGAAGCAUUACAACCACAAGGUGGAUGCCUACAGCUUUGCAAUUGUGUUGUGGGAACUCAUCCAUAAUAAGUUACCCUUUGAAGGCAUGUCUAAUCUACAGGCAGCAUAUGCAGCUGCUUUUAAGAAUACAAGGCCCAGUGCUGAAGACCUUCCUGAGGAUUUAGCUCUGAUUGUAACUUCAUGUUGGAAAGAGGAUCCGAAUGAUCGACCAAAUUUCAGUCAAAUCAUACAGAUGCUCCUUCGAUAUCUCUCCACCGUUUCACCACCAGAACCGGUUGUUCCUCUGCGGAUUACUUCAUCUGAGAACGCGGUGUUGCCACCAGAAUCUCCUGGUACAAGUGCAUUAAUGCUUGGAAGAGAUGGCUCUAGAGAAACCACAACAGCCAAAGGGUUUUUCUUCUGCUUUAACCAGUGUUACUGAGGCCUCAAAACACAUCAUUUGGCGUUUGUCCUUAUCCCAGAUAACAGUUAGGAAAACUAAAUAAACCAAAUUUACCAAUUGUAACAACUAGAAUCUUGAUAAGAAAAUGUUUAUUGUCAAAUAGUGAGUUUAGUAGCAAUUAGUAACUAAGAAAGUGCCUUUGUUCACAGCAAGAGUGGCUGGCAAGCUCUUUUUAACAUUUAUGGUAACCUUCUUCUGACUUAUAUCCAGAAAAUUUUGGGGUUAAGGUUGCUGAGAUGUAAUAUCAUUGUAAAGUAAGGUUCAUCCAAAGGCCUUUACCUCUUUCUUGUUUAUGUAUGUGGCAUGCAUAAUUAAAAGUGAAAAGGAUGAAAUGUUUACAUUUGCUUUCAUGAAA
Molecule: messenger RNA, 1753 nt
Organism: Glycine soja
Lineage: Eukaryota; Viridiplantae; Streptophyta; Magnoliopsida; Fabales; Fabaceae
Product: serine/threonine/tyrosine-protein kinase HT1-like
Exons: 6
Coding region: 337-1377 (346 amino acids)
Biological process (GO): protein phosphorylation
Molecular function (GO): ATP binding; protein kinase activity
Source: RefSeq, a predicted model, not a curated record